CAGUAAAGUACCCAUUAGGUGCACAAAUUUUCCCAGCUUACCUCUGCAAAUCUCAAUUUUAUCCUUCUGACGAGCACCAAUUUUCCUUCUGACUCACUAUUUCACUCCAUCACCCACCAAUGCUUUCCACUUUACAUACUUUUAUAAAUUCAUAAACCCUAAGAAAUUCCUCAUAAAGAGCCCUUUUUUUUUUUGUUUCGUUUGAUUUUCGGUGUAAUUUUAUUUUGUUAUUAUGUAUAGAUCGGGAGCUGUAAUGGCAUGGAACGUAUUCAGAUUUUGUACGGCCUUACGAGGGCUUGGUUCGAUCAUGAUCCUUUUGGUUAUGGGAGUUGUGGGAGUUACUUAUUACGCCGUCGUUUUGACUAAUUAUGGGCCGUCCCUUGCUAGCAGUGGCGGUCUCCUUGAUGCCCUCAUCGCUUUUUUAGUACUCAUCAUAUUCCAUUGUCUGUUGUUGAUGCUUCUGUGGUGUUAUUUCUCGGUUGUUUUUACUGAUCCUGGUAGUGUGCCUCCAAAUUGGAGGCCGGAAUUGGAUGAAGAAAGAGGGGAAGCUGACCCGUUAACUGCAUCAGAAUUUGGGGCUUCGCCUGCUGACUCAGGGAAUCCAAGAAUACGUUUUUGUAGAAAGUGCAACCAAUUAAAACCGCCUCGGUGCCAUCACUGUUCUGUUUGUGGAAGGUGUGUGCUAAAGAUGGAUCAUCAUUGUGUGUGGGUUGUCAACUGUGUUGGAGCAUUAAACUACAAGUAUUUCCUUCUCUUCCUGUUCUACACAUUCCUGGAAACCACUGUUGUGACUUUAUCAUUAUUGCCACAAUUUAUUGCUUUCUUUAGUGAUGGAGAGAUACCUGGGACUCCGGGCACCCUCGCAACCACAUUUCUUGCUUUUGUCUUGAACCUUGCAUUUGCUUUGAGUGUUCUGGGAUUUCUAAUUAUGCACAUAUCUUUGGUGGCCGGUAAUACCACAACUAUUGAGGCAUAUGAGAAGAAGACCACUCCAAAAUGGCGUUAUGAUCUUGGUCGGAAGAGGAACUUUGAACAGGUGUUUGGUAUGGACAAGCGAUAUUGGUUCAUUCCAGCUUACUCUGAAGAAGAUUUAAGACGGAUACCUGCUCUUCAUGGUUUUGAAUACCCAUCAAAACCUGACCUUGAUGCCCAAGAAUAAUAGGGGAUGUGCAUGCCAAACUGAAGUUUCCUUCUUUGUAAGAAAAUAUAGAGGUCUCAGGCUUUCAACUGAUCAACCGGCUUAACUAAAUGGAACUGGACCUUUGCAUCUUCUCAAAUUAUGCAGAGCAACAUCACAAGAUUAUAACAGGGUCUGAGCAGAUGAACAACCUACAGAUUGGAGCUAAGGCUGGGGGAAGAUGAUGCGAUGAUAUGUCCAUUUCAUGAUUUAGAUAUUUAUGUGAUUAUGAUUCUGUAACAUAAAAUAUGCUGAUUUUUCGCGUCUCACAACAAUGUUGUAAUUGAUUACUUGAUAAGAAAUGCAGAUUAAAUUUCUGAACGCAAA
Molecule: messenger RNA, 1504 nt
Organism: Nicotiana tabacum (common tobacco)
Lineage: Eukaryota; Viridiplantae; Streptophyta; Magnoliopsida; Solanales; Solanaceae
Product: putative protein S-acyltransferase 14
Molecular function (GO): palmitoyltransferase activity
Source: RefSeq, a predicted model, not a curated record